Dicentrarchus labrax (European seabass) is the source of this 5649-nucleotide messenger RNA. RefSeq names its product bone morphogenetic protein/retinoic acid inducible neural-specific 2 (gene brinp2). The record is from RefSeq and is a predicted model, not a curated record. The transcript has 10 exons. NCBI's taxonomy places the organism in Eukaryota, Metazoa, Chordata, Actinopteri, Moronidae. Gene Ontology annotation, biological process: positive regulation of neuron differentiation; negative regulation of mitotic cell cycle. The coding region runs from base 1019 to 3484 and encodes 821 amino acids.
AGAGAGAGAGAGAGGAGAGGGGAGCGCUGGUGAAAAGAGACGCUUUCCUGAGCUACUUGGAGAAACAGCACCAGGCUUGACACUGAGUGAUGACCGUGGCGCAGAGAGACUCAGCAGACCGGGAAUAAAAACGCGGAAUAAAACACACACACACACACACACACACACACACGCACAGGGGAGGAGGGUGCUCGGUUUGUGGAUACCUGCGCGUCUCCGCUCCGGCCGCAGGUGCGCUACAAUCCCCGUGAAAGGAGACUUUUUUUCUGGUCCGGAGAGGGAAGUGAGAGAGGAAGAUAUCUGUAGGAUUAUUUCUCCUUUCCGGUCUCAUCUGUGUCUCACUCAUUCUGAAAGCAAACUUUCUCAGCCCUCUGCAGCGUCCGCAACCGCAUUUCAACUCCAGGUCUGAGGCAAGAUCUGAAAUAGGAGGUUUUUAAAUUCGUGGACUGUUCACUUAGACUGCUUGUGAACGCGGAUUACACCGGACACCGUCUCCAAUCAGAGAGGAGCAUUCCUCAGAACUCCAAACUUGUGUCUUGUGACGCCAAGCGGAGUCUUUCCAUCUCAUCGGUGUUUUUUUUUCUCUUAAUGUGCUGAUGAAGAGGACAAUGUCUGGAUUAUUACUGCUCAGCCUGCCCCGGGGAAGAGGGGAAGAGUGAGGGAAGCAGACAGAGAAGGAGUGUAAAGAGGAGGAAGAGGAGGAGAAGAAGAAGAAGAAGAAGAAGAAGGAGGGAAGUCGGUGGCGUUUGGCUGCCGUCUACUAGUUCGUUCGCGCCUUUGCCGCUCGGGCUCUCCCACCUCUUUUUUUACUGGAUACACGGACACACAUCAAGAGACGCACGGGGAGGACCUGCGUUCACACCCUGGGAGUGGAACGACUGCACUCUCCUCUGGUUGUGGAUUUGGCUUGUCCUUUAUGUCUGUCAGACUAUCCGGAAGAUUCGGAUGACUGCCAGUGGGAGGUGACUGUCAGAAGAAAUGCCGGUCCUAGGUGCCCUAGUACAUCACCACCGGGACCAUGGCGACUCAUUGGCCGAUGAGAAGAGAGAGGUGCUCCCAUGGCUCCUCCUGCCUUGCUAGAUGGUCGGCGUCCUCCUUGAUGUUCCUAUGGUUGCCGUGGGUGUUGCUGUGGCUGCCGUGGCCCACCCGAGCUGAACAAGUGGGCGGUGGGGCACACGGCGGGAAGGUGCUCCAUGGUUCCCUGUCAUCCCCCUCGUCCUCCUCAUCGUCCUCCUCGUCCUCCUCCUCCUCUUCGUCCCCGUCCGGCACAUCGCCGUGGGGCUUCAGCGCGAGGCAGAGCGGAGGGCAGCUGGACUGGCUCCUGUCAGAGAAGGGACCUUUCCACAGAUGUCCUGAGUACACGGAGUUCAGAGAGAGGUUCCAGCAGGGAUUUUCUACCAGAUACAAGAUUUACAGGGAGUUCAGCCACUGGAAGGUGAACAGCCUGGCGACAGAGAAGAGAGAUUUCCUCAAAGCUCCGUUGCCCUUAGCGCCAGAGUUCCUACGCAACCUGCGGUUACUGGGGCGACGGCCAACCCUGCAGCAAAUCAACGAAAACCUCAUCAAGAAGUACGGGACCCACUUCUUAGUUUCUGCUACCCUGGGAGGAGAGGAGUCUUUGACCAUUUUCCUGGACAAGCAGAAGCUGAAUAAGAAGUCGGAGGGUAACAGCAACAGCUCAGUGGUGUCUCUGGAGCUGCUCCAUCAGCUGGCCGCUUCCUACUUCACAGAUCGAGAGAGCACCCUGAGGCGACUGCACCACCUCCAGAUCGCCACCUCUGCUAUCAAGGUAACAGAAACAAGGACGGGACCUCUCGGCUGCAGUAACUACGACAGCUUGGAUUCAGUUAGCUCGGUGUUGGUGCACAGCCCGGAAAAUAAGAUCCACCUAAAGGGCUUGCAAGAUGUCCUGCCAGAGUUCCUGCGUGGGCGUUUUGUGGAGGCAGCCCUCAGCUAUGUGGCGUGCAACUCAGAGGGCGAGUUGCUUUGCCGCAACAACGACUGCUGGUGCCGGUGCUCAGCCCGCUUCCCAGAAUGCAACUGUCCCUUCGCUGACAUCAAUGUCAUGGAGGAGAACCUGGAGAAGAGCAAAGAGCGCUGGAGCAGCUUCAACCAAGAGUUCAUGGAAUCAGAUGAAUUCAAAGCCUUCCUGAAGCGCUUGCCCGCUGACCGGUUCUUGAAUGUGUCCAUGAUCGCCAAGUUUUGGUCGGCUGACUUGUCCCUCCAGAAGCGCUACGCCCAGCUGGAGUCCAGCACUGCCCUGGUCCUGGGCAAAGCCCAGAAGAUCAUCAGGAAGCUGUUCACCCUGAGCAAACGCUGCCCCAAACAGCCUCGCAUCAGUCUGCCCCGAGAGAGGCCUGUUGGGUUUUGGUUGAGCAAGGCCCAGUCUCUGCUCUACUGCAAUGAGCACGGAGUGCUAGGCUUCUUCUCAGAAGAGGUGAGGAGCUGUAUCUGCCCUGUGGAGCAGCCCACCUGCCAGGGAGUCAUUCCCUGCAUUGUGGGCACCUCAUCCACCUCCUGUUCCUCUUGUGCCACUGACAACGCAACCCGCUGCGGAGCCUGUCACCAUGGCAACCUUCUGCAUCUUGGAUCCUGCCGGCCAAGCAUCGCCGCAUCCCUGGACCACUAUCUGAACUUGGACUUGGACAUGCCUGAUGCUGAGGUGAAGUACCUGCUUCAGCGACUGGACAGCAGAAUAGAGGUCCACGCCAUCUACAUCAGCAACGACGUCCGCCUAGGGAGUUGGUUCAACCCUGCCUGGAGAAAGAGGAUGUUGCUGACACUCAAGAGUAACAAAAACAAGUCCAAUCUCAUCCACAUGCUGAUGGGCAUUUCUUUCCAGAUAUGCUCAACUAAGAAUUCAACACUGGAGCCCGUACCUGCGAUUUAUGUGAAUCCUUUUGGAGGAAGUCACUCGGAGAGCUGGUUCAUGCCGGUGAACCAGCCUGAAUUCCCUGACUGGGAGAGAACUCGACUGGACGCUGUCGUCACGGCACAGUGUUACAACUGGACACUGUCUCUGGGCAACAAAUGGAAGUCCUUCUUUGAAACAGUGCAUAUCUACCUGCGAAGUCGCAUCGUCACAGAUGAUCCAACAGUGAAUGAGACUCUCUUCUAUGAACCGUUGGACUUGGAUGACCACACGUCAAACCUGGGGUAUAUGAAGAUCAACACACUGAAAGUGUUUGGAUACAGCAUGCACUUUGACCCUGAGGGCAUCAAGGAUCUGAUUCUCCAGCUGGACUACCCCUACACGCAGGGUACGCAGGACGCUGCGUUUCUGAUGUUGUUGGAGAUGAGAGACCGUAUUAACCGGCUGUCUCCACCAGCACCGCAGCCACUUGACCUGUUUUCUUGUCUGUUGCGCCACCGGCUCAAGCUGUCGGCUGGAGAGGUGGCACGCAUCAAGGACUCUCUGCAGAUCUUCAACUCCAAGCUUCCCAAUGCUUCUCCUGAACCUGAGCUGGCCCAGCUGUGCAGCUAGCUAGCUUAGCACACAAGUCAGGUUCAGGAGUGAUACUACACAUAGAAAGUGCUUCAGGGACAGCCCUAGACUGAGCGGAGGAGGUCCUACUACAGUAAAUUGGCCUCUUGGACCUAAAUUGUCUGGAUUAAUAGAACAUCCAACUCUAAAGGCUGACUGCUGGGCUUUUCUUAUGGCCACCCUUGGCUAGUUUUCUGGUGUCACAUUUUUAUCAUAAAUUGCUACCAGAGUCCUUUGACGAACAAUCACGUUGUGGACUUUUGGGAGAACAGCUGAUACUUGGACUUUCUUUCAGAGGCUACUGUACUAGCCUGGAGGCUUACUUUUGCUAUUACUGCCCUGCUUUUGGCAAACUGUUCGACUGGAUGAAGCUAAAAAACUCUCAGACCGUCAGGUUUUGUGAUCUGGAACCUCAGAGAGACGAUGUCACUAAGUAUACUUUAGACCUCUGCCUUGCAAAGACAAAGGCGAUUUUGAUAUGUAAAGAGGAACUUGUAAGGGGUCUUCAAAAAUGAGUUAAUGGAAGAGGAUUUCCUCUUUUCUAACCCUAUUUUCUUUGGCUACAGAACAAUCUCGUGGGAAGGGAAAAUGGGAUAAUAUUAUAUAUGUGGUGAAUGAGUUGUUAUGUUAUGCUUAACAGUUUAAAAUUUGAUAAUCCUGAACCCUGUUACUGUCUUUGAAUAUUUCUUUUUAAUCCCCGCCUUCCAUUUUACCUGGCAUUUGAAAACUUGUAAGUAUCUAUGCUUAACAUCGGAGUGAGAAGCCUGUUAGUGAUGUUCUGUCCUUGGUGGUGUGUCUAUACCAAAAGAAGGUGAACACAUCGGCAAACUGAAUGGCAAAAUAUCUUAAAUGUUGAGUUAUUUUUUUCUCUGAGCUGAAAAUCAUAAAGAAAUCUUCUGAUGUGGUAACAAAAAGGUCUGCGGAUACAGCGCUGUAAAUAAUGCUCCAUCUAACCCCAGGUGUGAACAAGUGCACAUUGCUUUUUAGAUAACCGAGUGCAAAGACCAAAAAAAUGUUUAUAAGAAAACAAACUCAUGCCUUAUAUGGAGAGUCAAUGUUAAGAUAAGAAGCACAUUUAGUUUCUGUGUUUGAUUUCCCAGCGAAGGCUGUAUUGCUUUUUAUAUUUCAAUAUUUCUACCAAGACAGAACAACAGACACAUUCUCCAGUGGUAAUGUAGCUUUUCCAUGUAAAUGCCAGUCACACUAUUUCUGCAGUUACUUGUUUUGAUUUGGUGUUGUGAAACUUUGAGCCACUAUUCACAGUGCACAACGGUACUUGCAUACUGUAACUGUUCUGCAAAACCCUUCUAUCUCCACUUUUACAAACUCUCAGUAAGUCAUGGUUGAUUAUAUUUUGGUUUUAAAAAUGUUUUCAAUGGUUUGGUUUAGUCUCAGGUCAAUGAAACUGUUUUUUCCCCCACGUGGGUCCAAUGUCAGACGCCAGUUACCACGGUGACUGAAGUUACAAGGUUUCUGCAGGCCAAUGAUGAGAGCUGAAAAUUUACCAGGAUGAUACUUGAUAUGAUUCUACAUUUCCUUCACUAAUUUCUCACUGAAAGUCAGUAAACCUUGUGUCAUUUUCAGCAGUUCUUCUGUGCUCAGCUUGCUUAAGUAAAAACAAAGUGGUUUAUCUAUUUGGGAUCCUUUUCCUGCUUUCAACUCUAAUUGUUAUAACAUGUGUACUAUGAAAUAACACAUUGAUGAGUAUAUUACAGAACAGGUUGUCUUUGACUUGUGAAAACCCAGUCCAGGCACAAGGCCAGUGUGUGUUGUUAUAAUGGAUGUUUCACUAGGGAAAUUCAGCCAAAUGCUCAUUGUAAAAAGUCUAAUCAGUUUCUAAUAUGUAGUGAAUUCACUGUUUAUUAAACUUCAAAGUUCAAAUUCAAGUAUAAUUAAGGCAUAAUCCCCAAAUCACCCACUGGUCUCACUUGCAGACUGCUCUGCUGUCACUCAUCUUUCAUUUCCAUACAGAGAUGCACAUUUUUUUUAGAGAUAUAACUUUAAACUUUAGCAAACAUUGCUAAGCUAACCCUGUCUCCUGGAAAUUACAUUUGUAUAUUACUUAAUUUUUUUCAUAAUUAUGUUGUGGUAACGAUGUAAUAUCUGCCUGGAUUAUGUUCAGACACAAUGUUUGUUUGAGUGAAUAAAACAGUGCAAUUAUGUAA